AUGUCUUUGCCCACGUCGUCGGCUCCCCCUCAUGCAGUCUGGAAGCCGAGCAAGUCGACGCCGAUUCCGAUCACAGAUAUCCUGACUUUUGCAUUCGCUAAUCUUGGUCGAUAUGACAAUGACCAGCCGAUUUUCAUCGAUGCAACAGACCCGUCAAGAUCCAUCUCAGCCCUGCGAGCACUGCAUGUCGUUCGUCGUCUGAUCAAAGGCCUGAAAGAGCUGGGGUUGAAAGAGGGGGAUUGUGUGUGCCUACAUGCAUUCAACAACAUCUGGUACCCGUUGAUUUGGUUAGGGAUAAUCGGGACCGGCGCUUGCGUUUCUGGAACCAAUCCUGCCUACAAUGCUUCCGAGCUUGUCCGGCAUUUCCAACUCACCAAGCCAAAGUUAAUUUUUGUCCAAGGCAGCUGUGUCCAUCCAAUCAUGCAAGCUGCUUCGGAAUGCGGUGUGCCUCAAUGCAAUAUCUUCGUCGUUGGCCUGCCGGAGGGGGCACCUUUGCAGGAAAUUCGGGACUGGCAGACACUGCUGCUAAACGGAGAAAGCGAUUGGCAUGGGUCCUUCGAUGAUGCUCAAGCUGAUCAAGACCGGAUCGCGGUAUAUUCCAUGACCAGUGGGACAACUGGCCUCCCAAAGGCUGCUAUGGUUCCACAUCGUUCAAUUGUAGCACAAAGUGCAUUGUUGGAGUGUCAAUUCAACGCCAGGCCUUACCAGCCUUCACAGCUUAUUUGUCUCCCUGUCUUCCACGCAUUCACAUCGCCCCUGGCCAUGAUCCUACCUCUCCGUCUGGGGAUCCCGACCUACUUUCUGCCGAGGUUCGUGCUCCAGGAUUUCCUGCAUGCGGUGCACAAUCACCACAUCACGGACGUGCCGCUCGUUCCUCCGAUCGUUGCCUCGCUGAACCAGCUGCCUGUGGCGGCCCAUUCUCUCCUUGAGAGCCUCCGUUACAUCAUCUGCGCUGGUGCGCAGAUGACAGUCAAUGUCCAGACCAAGCUAUAUGACGUCCUAGCACCAAAUGCCGUCGUCGCCCAAUGCUGGGGUACAACUGAGGCAGGUUGGCACACGUUGUUCGGCUGGAACGAAAAGGACACCUCCGGAAGUGUUGGACGGCUUCUACCCAAUGUCGAGCUGAAGCUGGUGGAUGACAACGGUACUGUGGUUUCCCAGGAUGGGAAGCUUGCAGAAGCCCUGGUCAAGUCGCCCGUGUUGUUUACCGGGUAUCUUGACAAUCCUGACGAGACCCGGGCAGCAUUCGACUCGGAAGGGUACUAUCGCACCGGCGACCGUGUCUUUGUUGUCGACAAUAAAGUGUUUUAUGAAGGCCGAAUCAAAGAGGUGAUGAAAGUCAACGGUUGGCAGGUUUCACCCACAGAACUUGAGACGGUCUUACUGGAACACCCCAUGAUCCUCGACGUGGCUAUCGUUGGCAUCACUGAAACAGAUCAAGCAGGGCUUCCAGUCACACGACCACGUGCGUACAUCGUCCGGAGCCCCGUCAGAAUGGCUGAAGAUGAUGACGAACGGAAGCCGCUGACAGUCGAAACGGUUCAGGAAUUUGUGGCCGGCAGGUUGAUCUCAUACAAAAGACUCACGGGAGGGGUGGUUUUUGUCAAGGUUAUACCACGCUCGGCCACGGGGAAAAUCAUGAGGCAUCGGUUGGCGGAAACCCCGCUUGAUUUCCAUGACUGAUCCAAGAUCGUAUGAACAACCAAAUUCAACGC
Molecule: messenger RNA, 1715 nt
Organism: Exophiala dermatitidis NIH/UT8656
Lineage: Eukaryota; Fungi; Ascomycota; Eurotiomycetes; Chaetothyriales; Herpotrichiellaceae
Product: 4-coumarate-CoA ligase
Exons: 4
Coding region: 1-1683 (560 amino acids)
Biological process (GO): secondary metabolic process
Molecular function (GO): CoA-ligase activity
Source: RefSeq, a predicted model, not a curated record